AUGGAGUGUGUGAAGUUCCACCCGAACGAGUGUUACAUAGCGUCUGGCGGCGCGGACCGCAGCGUGCGGCUGUGGAGCGUGUGCGACGGCCGGCUCGCACGCGUCCUGUGCGCACACCGCGCGCCGGUGCGGGCGCUCGCCUUCGCACCCAGCGGAGCCUACCUAGCCACUGCCGGAGACGAUAAAAAAAUUAAAGUGUGGGACUUAGCAGCAGGAACUUGCGUGCAAGAGUACAAAGGACACCAUGGUAAAAUAAUGUCACUGGAUUGGUCUUCGGUCGGAAAACCCAGCCUGACAAACAGAGUAAUGGCAGAACCUAAUGAAUUAUCAACGGAAAACUCUCUACUCUGUUCAGCUGGAAUGGAUGGAAUUGUGAAAGUUUUUCAUGAUUGUCAGACUAAAAAUAAGCCAACCUCGAGUCAAGAUAUUUUAACAUCAACUUAUAAUACGAAAUGCACCUAUUUGGUGGAUGUACAAGUGCAUCCUGAAUGGGUUGUUGCGAUUGGAACCAAGCAAUGAUGUACUUUUAAUGAUUAUGUAAUUAAUAAAAUGUAAGACUAUU
This is a messenger RNA of Bombyx mandarina (wild silkworm), 562 nucleotides long. RefSeq names its product TAF5-like RNA polymerase II p300/CBP-associated factor-associated factor 65 kDa subunit 5L. NCBI's taxonomy places the organism in Eukaryota, Metazoa, Arthropoda, Insecta, Lepidoptera, Bombycidae. The record is from RefSeq and is a predicted model, not a curated record.